This is a messenger RNA of Coregonus sp. 'balchen', 11305 nucleotides long. NCBI's taxonomy places the organism in Eukaryota, Metazoa, Chordata, Actinopteri, Salmoniformes, Salmonidae. The record is from the annotation of a GenBank genome assembly.
AUGUUUCAAGGUUUUAGUCUGGGUUUCUGUUUGGCAUUACUUUUCCUCGGACGGUUUGUUUGCAACGCGUGUCUGUCUCAAUGUAGCUGCUUCUUUCACAAACUCUCGGACGGAUCCAACGCAAGGUAAGACCAUUGCAAUUAUUACAACUGAUUAAAAUGUUAAUGUAAACAACUUCUAUUCUACAUAUUUUUUCUGUUGUGUGGUACCUGGGCGUAGUAUGCAGGUAAGGUCUGCACUUCUUUUUUUUUAUAUAUAUAGGCUUGAGGAUUAACUUGCUCUGCUCUAAUCCCCUUUCCUUGGUCCUGAUGUAUACACCACGUUUAGACCAAGGGAGAAAAAAAGAAUGGAAAAAACUAACGGUUAAAAACCGAGCAAAUAAAAAUAUUUAGGGUGAUUUUUUUUUUUAUGCAUGAAUUGUCAACCUAUCAUAUGUCAUGAACACGUACAAGGCCAUGGUUAAUUGAAUCAACCUUGUAAUAACGUUUAAUUAUUUAAAUAAACAUGUUACAACAGGUUAUACAGUGACAUUCACUAACAUGUGUUUACCUUUCUCUCUAUCUAUCUAGGAGUGUCCUUUGUAAUGACCCAGAGAUCACGCUGGUCCCACCCAACUUUCCCGCAGACACCUUGAAACUGCGGAUCGAGAAGACUGCCAUCACAAGGAUUUCCAGCGAAACCUUUCACUACCUCAACAGUCUGGAAUUUCUCUGGAUGUCUUUCAAUUCUCUGAACUCUUUAAAUGUGGACAGCUUCCGUGGCCUGAGAAGUCUGGAUGAGCUGAGACUGGAAGGGAACGCUCUCACCUCUUUCCCCUGGGAAUCUCUGACUGAUAUGCCCAACCUCAGGCUACUGGACCUGCAUAAUAAUAAGAUAUCGUCGAUCCCGGCCGAGGCCACCAGCUAUAUCAAGAACCUGACCUACCUGGACGUAUCUAGCAACAGCCUGGCCACUGUACCUCCUGAGGUUCUCUCUACGUGGUUAUCUGUGAAACCAUCUCAAGGAGAUGGGGAAAGUUCCAAAUAUAUUCUAGGUAAGGAUCUAAACAGCUAAUUAAGCAAUUAAUUACUCAAUCAAUUCCAAUUAAAGCAAUCUUUAUUUACCUAGAGGGAAUCCCAUUUGGUUUGCUUGAACCACCCAGUUUAUAAAUAGCAUUAACUGGAAAGUUGGAGGCUUCAGCAUCAGCAUUUGGGAGUAGUAAAAGGAUUAGUCUAAUUGUAGUGAAGCCAUACUGUAGUGUUAAUGUGACUACAUUCACUAGUAUCACUUCAAACUAACAUGAUUACUUCUACUUCCAAUGAAUUCUUGCUAAACUGCCUUUGUAUACACACAACACAUGGUGCUAGUUCAGACAGAGCGAGAACAUUUGUCCAAAAUAUGCAUGUUUGUCUUAUCUAUUGCUAUGCUAAAAGUGAUGUUGUUUUAUUUUACCUUUGUUUAGCUACCAUUGCUGUUACUUUAUCUACCUAAGUCGCUCUGGAUAAGAGCACCUGCUAACGAACAAAAAUGUUUAUGGGGCGGCAGGUAGCUUAGUGGUUAAGAGCGUUGUGCCAGUAACCGAAAGAUCGCUGGCUCUAAUCCCCGAGCCGACUAGGUGAAAUAUCUGUCGAUGUGCCCUUGAGCAAGGCACUUAACCCUAAUUGCUCUGGAUAAGAGCGUCUGCUAAAUGACUAAAAUGUAAAUGUAUAUCCUGGUGAAAUGUUUAUUUUAUUCAUCGCUGUAGGUCUCCAUGACAACCCGUGGCUGUGCGACUGCCGGCUCUAUGACGUGGUCCAGUUCCAGAAGUCUCCAUCGUCCUCCGUGGCUCUGAUCGACACCAGGCUGCGCUGCGCUGACCCAGAGAGCCUGUCGGGGGUGCUGUUCAGCGAGACGGAGCUCCAGAGGUGCCAGGAGCCCCGGGUCCACACGGCUGUGGCCCGGGUCAGGAGCUCCCUGGGGAACAACGUCCUGCUGCGCUGUGGGACCAUCGGAGUCCCCAUCCCAGAGCUGUCCUGGACCCGGGCAGACGGCAAACAGAUGAACGGCACUGGUGAGUUUAAUUGAUUUAUGAAUGUAUUUAUUUUAUUUAUUUGAUGUGUAACAAAUAGAUAUACAGCCAAGAACAAGCAGUGGCUACUGUACACACAGUACCAGUCAGUAUUUUUACUAUUUCCUACGUUGUAGAAUAAUAGUGAAGACAUCCAAACUAUGAAAUAACACAUAUGGAAUCAUGUAGUAACCAAAAAAGUGUUAAACAAAUCAAAAUAUAUUUUAUAUUUGAGAUUCAACAAAUAGCCACCCUUUGCCUUUGUCACGACUUCCUCCGAAGCGGCCUCCUCUCCUUGUUCGAAAAGGCUUCGGCGAUCGUCGUCACUGGCCUUCUAGCCACUGCCGCUCCUCUUUUCAUCACACACCUGGUUCAUAUCCCCUCAUCAGACUCUGUACUAGUAUUCCCUCUGCUCCCCAUGUCAUUGUGUGUGAUUGUUUCCAUGUGGAGGUGUCAUUAGCUCGGUAGAGCAUUAUGUACUUUAUCGCCGGGAUAUUCACCUGUGUGUUUUGUUUUCCCCAGUUUAUUUUAUUUAAUUUAUUUAUUUCACCUUUAUUUAACCAGGUAAGCCAGUUGAGAACAAGUUCUCAUUUACAACUGCGACCUGGCCAAGAUAAAGCAAAGCAGUGCGAUAAAAACAACAACACAGAGUUACAUAUGGGGUAAAAAAACAUAAAGUCCAAAAAAAAAAAUACUACAGAAAAUAUAUAUACAGUGUGUGCAAAUGUAGCAAGUUAUGGAGGUAAGGCAAUAAAUAGGCUAUAGUGCAAAAUAAUUACAAUUAGUAUUAACACUGGAAUGCUAGAUGUGCAAGAGAUUAUGUGCAAAUAGAGAUACUGGGGUGCAAAAGAGCAAAAUAAAUAACAAUAUAGGGAUGAGGUAGUUGGGUGGGCUAAUUUCAGAUGGGCUGUGUACAGGUGCAGUGAUCGGUAAGGUGCUCUGACAACUGAUGCUUAAAGUUAGUGAGGGAGAUAAGAGUCUCCAGCUUCAGAGAUUUUUGCAAUUCGUUCCAGUCAUUGGCAGCAGAGAACUGGAAGGAAUGGCGGCCAAAGGAGGUGUUGGCUUUGGGGAUGACCAGUGAGAUAUACAGUGGGGAAAAAAAGUAUUUAGUCAGCCACCAAUUGUGCAAGUUCUCCCACUUAAAAAGAUGAGAGAGGCCUGUAAUUUUCAUCAUAGGUACACGUCAACUAUGACAGACAAAAUGAGAAAAAAAAAUCCAGAAAAUCACAUUGUAGGAUUUUUAAUGAAUUUAUUUGCAAAUUAUGGUGGAAAAUAAGUAUUUGGUCAAUAACAAAAGUUUCUCAAUACUUUUUUAUAUACCCUUUGUUGGCAAUGACACAGGUCAAACGUUUUCUGUAAGUCUUCACAAGGUUUUCACACACUGUUGCUGGUAUUUUGGCCCAUUCCUCCAUGCAGAUCUCCUCUAGAGCAGUGAUGUUUUGGGGCUGUCGCUGGGCAACACAGACUUUCAACUCCCUCCAAAGAUUUUCUAUGGGGUUGAGAUCAGGAGACUGGCUAGGCCACUCCAGGACCUUGAAAUGCUUCUUACGAAGCCACUCCUUCAUUGCCCGGGCGGUGUGUUUGGGAUCAUUGUCAUGCUGAAAGACCCAGCCACGUUUCAUCUUCAAUGCCCUUGCUGAUGGAAGGAGGUUUUCACUCAAAAUCUCACGAUACAUGGCCCUAUUCAUUCGUUCCUUUACACGGAUCAGUCGUCCUGGUCCCUUUGCAGAAAAACAGCCCCAAAGCAUGAUGUUUCCACCCCCAUACUUCACAGUAGGUAUGGUGUUCUUUGGAUGCAACUCAGCAUUCUUUGUCCUCCAAACACGACGAGUUGAGUUUUUACCAAAAAGUUCUAUUUUGGUUUCAUCUGACCAUAUGACAUUCUCCCAAUCCUCUUCUGGAUCAUCCAAAUGCACUCUAGCAAACUUCAGACAGGCCUGGACAUUUACUGGCUUAAGCAGGCGGACACGUCUUGCACUGCAGGAUUUGAGUCCCUGGCGGCGUAGUGUGUCACUGAUGGUAGGCUUUGUUACUUUGGUCCCAGCUCUCUGCAGGUCAUUCACUAGGUCCCCCCGUGUGGUUCUGGGAUUUUUGCUCACCGUUCUUGUGAUCAUUUUGACCCUACGGGGUGAGAUCUUGCGUGGAGCCCCAGAUCGAGGGAGAUUAUCAGUGGUCUUGUAUGUCUUCCAUUUCCUAAUAAUUGCUCCCACAGUUGAUUUCUUCAAACCAAGCUGCUUACCUAUUGCAGAUUCAGUCUUCCCAGCCUGGUGCAGGUCUACAAUUUUGUUUCUGGUGUCCUUUGUCAGCUCUUUGGUCUUGGCCAUAGUGGAGUUUGGAGUGUGACUGUUUGAGGUUGUGGACAGGUGUCUUUUAUACUGAUAACAAGUUCAAACAGAUGCCAUUAAUACAGGUAACGAGUGGAGGACAGAGGAGCCUCUUAAAGAAGAAGUUACAGGUCUGUGAGAGCCAGAAAUCUUGCUUCUUUGUAGGUGACCAAAUACUUAUUUUCCACCUUAAUUUGCAAAUAAAUUCAUAAAAAAUCCUACAAUGUGAUUUUCUGGAUGUUUUUUUCUCAAUUUGUCUUUCAUAGUUGACGUGUACCUAUGAUGAAAAUUUCAGGCCUCUCUCAUCUUUUUAAGUGGGAGAACUUGCACAAAUAGUGGCUGACUAAAUACUUUUUUGCCCCACUGUACCUGCUGGAGCGCAGACUACGGGUGGGUGCUGCUAUGGUGACCAAUGAGCUAAGAUAAGGCGGGGAUUUGCCUAGCAGUGAUUUAUAGAUGGCCUGGAGCCAGUGGGUUUGACGACGAACAUGUAGUGAGGACCAGCCAACAAGAGCGUACAGGUCACAGUGGUGGGUAGUGUAUGGGGCUUUGGAGACAAAACGGAUGGCACUGUGAUAGACUACAUCCAAUUUGCUGAGUAGAGUGUUGGAGGCUAUUUUGUAAAUGACAUCGCCGAAGUCAAGGAUCGGUAGGAUAGUCAGUUUUACGAGGGCAUGUUUGGCAGCAUGAGUGAAGGAGGCUUUGUUGCGAAAUAGGAAGCCGAUUCUAGAUUUAACUUUGGAUUGGAGAUUCUAAAUGUGAGUCUGGAAGGAGAGUUUACAGUCUAACCAGACACCUAGGUAUUUGUAGUUGUCCACAUACUCUAGGUCAGACCCGUCGAGAGUAGUGAUUCUAGUCGGGUGGGCGGGUGCCAGCAGCGUUCGAUUGAAGAGCAUGCAUUUAGUUUUACUAGUGUUUAAGAGCAGUUGGAGGCUACUGAAGGAGUGUUCUAUGGCAUUGAAGCUCGUUUGGAGGUUUGUUAAUACAGUGUCCAAUGAAGGGCCAGAUGUAUACAAAAUGGUGUCGUCUGCGUAGAGGUGGAUCUGAGAGUCACCAGCAGCGAGAGCGACAUCAUUGAUAUACACUGAGAAAAGAGUCGGCCCAAGAAUUGAACCCUGUGGCACCCCCAUAGAGACUGCCAUAGGUCCAGACAACAGGCCCUCCGAUUUGACACAUUGAACUCUAUCUGAGAAGUAGUUGGUGAACCAGGCGAGGCAGUCAUUUGAGAAACCAAGGCUAUUUAGUCUGCCAAUAAGAAUGCGGUGGUUGACAGAGUCGAAAGCCUUGGCCAGGUCGAUGAAGACGGCUGCACAGUACUGUCUAUUAUCGAUCGCGGUUAUAAUAUCGUUUAGGACCUUGAGCGUGGCUGAAGUGCACCCAUGACCAGCUCGGAAACCGGAUUGCAUAGCGGAGAAGGUACGGUGGGAUUCGAAAUGGUCGGUGAUGUGUUUGUUAACUUGGCUUUCAAAUACUUUCGAAAGGCAGGGCAGGAUGGAUAUAGGUCUGUAACAGUUUGGAUCUAGAGUGUCACCCCCUUUUGAAGAGGGUUACAGUGCGCCGUUAAGUCGCACUGUAAUUAUUUUACGCAUUGCUGCGAACCGCUGUAUUGGCGGAAUAAACCAUUAUUCUGGGAUUUACACCUCCUGCGCCUGACUCCAUCCAAAUCACCCGCUAUAGAAUCACCCGAACAGCAUGGAGUCAGCAGGAGCAGAGAAUAUGCCUGGAGUUGUUGAGCGGGUCUGGGAGCAUUCCAACAUGUUAGCAAGCUUGGGCGAAGCGAUGGAUCGGGUUCUCCAGGCCAUCCAGCGCCUGGAGAGGAGAGGACCCGACCCUGCGGAACCAGCUCAGCGACCGGAUCCAGCCACCCACACACCAGCACCCAGAGGUAUUCACCUUUCUCGACCAAGGGAAUACGACAGGACAGCGGCCCGCUGCCAGGGUUUUCUCCUGCAGCUGGACCUCUAUUUCAACACCAUCAGCCCGGCUCCAUCGGAUUGUGAGAAGGUGUCCGCCCUCGUCUCCUGCCUCUCGGGGAAAGCCCUGAAGUGGGCCAACGCGGUCUGGAGUGAAGGAGGAGACGCGUUGGACAACUGUGGAGAGUUCGCUCGCCUCUUCCGGGCAGUCUUUGAUCAUCCCCCCGAAGGAAGAGAGGCGGGCGAACGUCUGGUCCAUCUGAGGCAGGGACGAGGACCGCGCAAGACUUUGCCCUGGAGUUUAGAACUCUAGCAGCUGGGUCCGGGUGGAACGUGCGGGCCCUCAUCGACCACUUCCGAUGCGGCCUGUGUGAGGACGUCCGAAGGGAGCUAGCUUGCAGGGAUACCACGUUGACCUUCAACCAACUGGUGGACAUGGCCAUCCGGUUGGACAACCUGCUGGCUUCGAGAGGACGUCCUGGAAGGGGCCUGCCCGUUUCACCCCCCUUCAACCCGGAUCAUGUUCCGAUGGAGCUGGGUGGUGCAGCGUUCCGGGAGAACGGAGGACGACAGUUCCAGUGUCACUCUUGUGGCAAGAGAGGACAUUCUGCUGCACGAUGUCAUCAGAGUUCUUCUGGUUCUGGAGGCGGCAGGCAGGGCACUCUCGCGUCACCCCAGGUAGCGCAAACCCACACUCGUUCAGAGCCCUCUGCUGCGCAUUUCACCAUCCACGUCAACUUUCCUGAUUACACGGUAGUUCCCCAGUGUAAGGUGCUGGUAGAUUCAGGCGCAGCUGGGAACUUUAUGGACAGGUCUUAGCUCUUAGUCUAUGUAUUCCAUUGGUUCCCCUGUCUAUUCCAUUACCCAUCAAAGCACAUGACAAUCAACCAUUAGGGUCAGGUUUUGUUAGGGAGGUUACAGCACCAGUCACUAUGAUUACGCAGGAGACCCAUAAUGAGCAAAUCACGUUUCACAUUAUUGAGUCCCCUGAUUUUCCUGUUGUGUUGGGCCUUCCCUGGCUAGCACUACACGACACCAUCUUUUCAUGGCCACAGAGGGCUCUCACAGGGUGGUCGCGAGAGUGUCAGGGUAGGUGUCUAGCUGUUUCCGUUGGUGCGACCACUACUCCUCAUUUCCUCUGUCCUUUGUGAAUGAGGUGUUUCGGGACAUGCUUGGUCGCGGUGUGGUGGUCUACAUCAAAGACAUCCUGGUGUAUUCCACUAUAGAACAGUGUCUGUUCUUCCAACAAUCUGUCUCCUUCCUUGGAUACCACAUCACCACCUCAGGUGUGGAGAUGGAGGGAGAUCGCAUUUCAGCCGUGCGUAAUUGGCCGACUCCAACCACGGUAAAGGAGGUGCAGCGCUUCAUUGGCUUUGCCAAUUACUAUCGGUGGUUUAUCUGGGGCUUUGGCAAGGUCGAUAGCUCGGUGGAGCAUUAUGUACUUUAUCGCCGAGAUAUUCACCUGUGUGUUUUGUUUUCCCCCAGUGCGCCGUUAAGUCACACUGUAGUUGUUUUACGCAUUGCUGCGAACUGCUGUAUUGGCCGAAUAAACCAUUAUUCUGGGAUUUACACCUCCUGCACCUGACUCCGUCCAAAUCACCCGCUACAGCCUUGAUGACAGCUUUUCACACUCUUGGCAUUCUCUCAACCAGCUUCACCAGGAAUGCUUUUCCAACCGUCUUGAAGGCGUUUCCACAUAUGCUGAGCACUUGUUGGCUGCUUUUCCUUCACUCUGCCGUCCGAUUCAUCCCACACCAUCUCAAUUAGGUUGAGGUUGGGGGAUUGUGGAGGCCAGGUCAUCUGAUGCAGCACUCCAUCACUCUCCCUCUUCGUAAAAUAGACCUUACACAGCCUGGAGGUGUGUUGGGUCGUUGUCCUGUUAAAAAACAAAUGAUAGUCCCACUAAGCCCAAACCAGAUGGGAUGGCGUAUCACUGCAGAAUGCUGUGGUAGUCAUGCUGGUUAAGUGUGCCUUGAAUUCUAAAAUAAAUCACAGACCGUGUCACCAGCAAAGCAACCCCACACCAUAACACCUCCUCCUCCAUGCUUUACGAUGGGAAAUACACAUGAUACACAUGCAGAGAUCAUCCAUUCACCCACACCGCGUCUCACAAAGACACAGCGGUUGGAACCAAAAAUCUCUAAUUUGGACUACAGACCAAAGGACACAUUUCCACCAGUCUAAUGUCCAUUGCUCGUGUUUCUUGGCCCAAGCAGGUAUCUUCUUCUUAUUGGUGUCCUUUAGUAGUGGUUUCUUUGCAGCAAUUCGACCAUGAAGGCCUGAUUCACACAGUCCCCUCUGAACAGUUGAUUUUGAGAUGUGUCUGUGUCUUGAACUCUGUCAUUUAUUUGGGCUGCAAUUUCUGAGGCUGGUAACUCUAAUGAACUUAUCCUCUGCAGCAGAGAGAACUCUGGGUCCUCCAUUCCUGUGGCGGUCCUCAUGAGAGCCAGUUUCAUCAUAGCUCUUGAUGGUUUUUGUGUCUGCACUUGAAGAAACUUUCAAAGUUCUUGAAAUGUUCCGUAUUGACUGACCUUCAUGUCUUAAAGUAAUGAUGGACUGUCGUUUCUCUUUGCUUAUUUGAGCUGUUCUUGCCAAAAUAUGGACUUUUUUCUGUACACCCCCCUACCUUGUCACAACUGAUUGUCUCAAACGCAUUAAGAAGGAAAGAGAUUCCACAUAUUCACUUUUAAGAAGGCACACCUGUUAAUUGAAAUGCAUUCCAGGUGACAACCUCAUGAAGCUGGUUGAGAGAAUGCCAAGAGUGUGGAAAGCUGUCAUCAAGCCAAAGGGUGGCUACUUUGAAGAAUCUCAAAUAUAAAAUAUAUUUUGAUUUCUUUAACACUUUUUUGGUUACUAAAUGAUUCCAUAUGUGUUAUUUCAUAGUUUUGAUGUCUUCAUUAUUAUUCUACAAUGUAAAAAAAAUAGUUUAAAAAAGCAAAAAAACCUUGAAUGAGUAGGUGUGUCCAAACUUCUGACUGGUAGUGUACGUAAAAAAUGGAUGAAGGACAACACAAAAAAGUUGACAUUUCAGUUGUGCUCUAAACCUGCUCCAGUUAUGGCAGGUCUUAGCCUGGUCCCAGAUCUAUUUGUGCUGUCUUGGAAACUCUUAUGGUCACUGUUUGGCGUAGUUCGCAAGACAGCACAAGAAGAUCUGGGACCAGGGCAUCUGGAAAUCUGGGACCAGGGACCAGGAAAUCUAUUUUUGUACAGUCAGAAGCUGAAAUAGCCUAGAUUACAGAUGGAUGGACUGUUUUCUCUUCACUAAUCACAUUUUCUUCGUAUUUCUUUGAUAGUUCAGGAAGAAGUUUCAAAGGAGGGAAUCAUUUGGUCCCUCCUGAGUGUGCGUGCUGUCUCUUACAGGGACUCUGGGAAAUACAUCUGCAAAGCGACGAACUUUGUGGGGACUGCAGAUGCCAUCAUCUCCCUGGUUAUCACAGACUCCUUUAAAAAUGAUGAACAAGGUGGCAGCUCCAAGACUAGAAACCAAAGGGGACGGAAAACCGGUGGGUUUGGGAAAGCUGCCUACCAGGAUAAACUCGUUACAAAAUACAUACCUCCACCAACCACCACGGCGGCCACGCCCAUCAUCGAACCACUAGGACCGGGCGGUUUCACAGGAAAGCAUAAUAUCGAGAGCUACAGUAUUUCGCGCAGCGUGGCUGACGGACAGACGCCCAGUCCUCCCAUCACGGAGACAGCGAUGCAGGAAGUGGAGAAGGAGAUCCUUAGCAACCUGGCAGCCAAUGUCUCUUCUUUACAGGCGCCGGCGCCGCCGGAGAAACGGGUGGUGCGAUCGGUGAAGGUAAUCGGGGACACCGACCACACCGUCUCCCUGAACUGGCGGGCCACGGCGGCCAAGAACACUACAGAGUUCAGCGUCCUGUACGCCGUGUUUGGCGAGAGGGACAUGCGGAGGAUCAACGUCGGUGCGGGAAAGAACCGGAUCACCAUCGAGGGCCUUGUGCCAAGGACAAAGUACAUCGCCUGCGUCUGCGUCAAAGGCCUGAUCCCAAAAAAGGAGCAGUGCGUAAUCUUCUCAACGGACGAGGCGGCCAGCGCUAGCGGCACCCAGAAGCUCAUUAACGUGGUGGUGAUCACCGUGGCCUGCGUGAUCGCUGUCCCCCUGACGUUGAUCGUCUGCUGCGGGGCGCUCAAGAAGCGCUGUAAAAAGCUACUGGAGAGGAAAUCCAAAGAUAUCCAAGAAUCAUAUGUGACAUUCGAGACCCUCUCCCCAGGACAGAAGCCUAACGGGAUGGAGGGGGAGUACCUUGCCAGGCGACAGCCAGAUGAGUCCAACAGACUGCUCUCUGCUAGGUCCAGUGUGGGCUCUGAGGCCACUUGUAGGACUGAGGGACCGCCUAACGAGUACUUUUGUUGAUACCAAAUGAUGGCCUCAACCUUUAUAGGGCAGAGAAAGUCUGUCCUUUCCAAGCACAACUUAAAGAUGCGUUAUAAAGGUUUUGUAGAAUUUCAGCCAGUAGUUGACAGCAGCGUGAGUGAAACUGCUCAGAGACUGGACAGAACUAGAAGGACAGUUGCAUGGACACUUUUGCCUUUGGAUAAAACAUGUGUGGUGAAUAUGUGAGUUUAGAUAAAUAGGAGAAGUAAAUGUACAGCCUUGUGGGAAUAAAGGCCACCCUUGACCCUUGACCUGGUGAACUGUACAAAAAUAAAGAAAAAAGAAAAUGUUGAUUUCAUUGUACACAUAAAUUAUUUCUGAUCUGCAAAGAAACAUUUUAUAUUUGUCAUGCACCUUUUAAGGGGGUUAUUUAACUUUUUCAAAAUUCCCAGGUUUUCCAGAAAUUCUGUGUGGAAGAUUCCCAGAAUCAGAAUCGAAUAGGAAACCCUAAAUGAUUCUACUAGAAUCUUCUUAAUAAAGGUUUGCAAAUAGAAAGAGUAAUGACAGAGUUAUUCUGAAAUAAAUCUGACCUCAGAAUUCUGGCACAGUUGUUAUUUGACAAAAUAAUGUAUUUGUAAAGUAUUGUUGAAGCAGAACUCAAUAUCUGUAGUGAUGUUUUAUACUUCUGUGUAUUUACCAUAUA